Messenger RNA from Protobothrops mucrosquamatus (brown spotted pit viper), 555 nucleotides. RefSeq names its product RHEB like 1 (gene RHEBL1). NCBI's taxonomy places the organism in Eukaryota, Metazoa, Chordata, Lepidosauria, Squamata, Viperidae. Gene Ontology annotation, molecular function: GDP binding; GTP binding; GTPase activity. The transcript has 8 exons. Gene Ontology annotation, cellular component: plasma membrane. Bases 1 to 555 code for a protein of 184 amino acids. The record is from RefSeq and is a predicted model, not a curated record. Gene Ontology annotation, biological process: small GTPase-mediated signal transduction.
AUGCCGUUCGUGCGCUACCGAAAGGUCGUGAUCCUGGGAUACCGCUCGGUCGGUAAGACAUCUCUUGCUCACCAGUUCAUUGAUGGGGAAUUUCUGGAAUGCUAUGACCCCACUGUGGAAAGCACUUACAACAAAAUGUUGAUGGUGGGAAAGGAUGAAUUCCACUUGCAGCUUGUGGACACUGCGGGACAGGAUGAAUACACUAUCUUGCCUCACUCGUUUAUCAUUGGCAUCCAUGGCUAUGUGCUGGUCUAUUCUGUCACAUCUCUCAGAAGUUUUCAGGUGGUGAAGUCCCUACACAGCAAGUUAUAUGAAAGCAGAGGGAAGACAAGGAUGCCUGUAGUGCUUGUUGGCAAUAAAGCUGAUCUGUCAUUAGAAAGUCGUCAGGUAAAGACAGAUGAAGGCCGGAAACUGGCUGAUUCAUGGGGUGCUGUGUUCUUGGAAUCCUCAGCAAAAGAAAACCAGAUGACUCAAGGUGUCUUCACAAAGGUCAUUGAAGAAAUUGAUCGUGUGGACAAUUCCUAUGGUGAACAGCGCAACUGCACCAUAAUGUGA